CUGGGCUGAGGGGGAGCUGGACUGGGCUUUUUUUCUCUCCAAAUUGCCCGCAAGCCGCGCCCCUCUCUCUCCAAAAAGGCAAAAAUGACAAAGACGGAGACAAAUCUUGCAUUAGCCGCGCUCCACUCACAUUAACAACCUCCUCGCACUCUCCGUGACUGGCUUUUGCCUCCCUGCUCCAUGCUUUCCCCCAGAAAACCUUAGUUAAAAACAAAGCGGAGCCCCCUCCACCCCGUCUUCAGUCAAUUUCUCGACACCAGUCGUCCCUUGAUCCCUCUUUUUUUGUAUUCUGCAUCUUCCUUGUACUUUGCGACGCGUGUGUACACAUAGACAGAUACAACAUACACACCUUGACAAAGUCUAGUCGCCGCAACCCCAUCCUCUCUCUACACACACACCUACACAGCCAGACACCAUGGCCACGCCGGAAAAGGGCGAGAAGCAGGCGCCCCAGCGCCCUGCCAGCAUCAUGGAUGCUGACGUCGAGUCAACCGGUCGUCUUGAGGCCAAGCCUACCAACGAUACCGUUUCCCCCAUCAUCAACUUUAAGACGCUGACCUGGUGGCAAGGUGGCAUCGUUCUCGUUGCUGAAACAGUCUCUCUGGGUAUCCUUUCCCUGCCCAAGGUCAUCGCCUCCGUCGGCCUCGUCCCCGGCAUCAUCCUCAUCCUCAUCAUGAGUGGUCUCUCCACCUGGUCCGGUCUCAUGCUCGGCGAGUUCCGAAAAGAAUACCCCCACGUCGAAAACUUUGGUGACGCCGUCGAGGUCAUUGGCAAAUCCAUUGGCAUGGGCCCUCUGUUCCAGGAAAUCUUUGGAUGGGCCCAGGUUCUGUUCCAAGUCUUCGUCAUGGGCGCCCAUCUGCUUACAUGGACCAUCUGCCUCGAUGCCCUGCGUGGCGGUGGCGUCUGCAAGAUCAUCUGGGCUGUGAUUGGCCUGGUUGUCUUUGCUCUGCUCAACUUGCCCCGAACCCUGAAGCUCACUAGCUGGACCUCCAUUACUUCCUGCCUUUCCAUCACCAUUGCCACUCUCCUGACUGUUGGCUAUGUCGGCACCAACAAGGCGCCGGAUGUCGUCGUUGAGAUUACCAAGGUGGUUCCCUUUACGACUGCCUUCCUCGGAGUGACCAACAUUGCCGUCGCUUUCUCGAGUCACUCGUGCUUCUUUGGCGUCAUUGGCGAGUUCAAGAACCCCGAAGAUUGGCCCAAGGCCCUUGCCCUGCUCCAGAUCAUCGACACAUCCCUCUACCUCAUUGCUGCCAUUGUCAUCUACGUCUAUGUUGGCAAGGAUGUGCCCGCACCCGCUCUACUCGCCGCCACCGACUUCAAGUGGCACAUUGCCAUUUGGGCCAUUGCCAUUCCCACCAUUGUCAUUGCUGGUGUCAUCUACGGCCACGUCGCUGCCAAGUACGUCUUUGGUCGUAUCUUCCGCAACAGCAAGCACCUUGUCCACCGCACCAAGCGCUCCACCAUCGUCUGGGUCGCCAUGAUCUUUGCCAUGUGGGCCGUUGCCUUGGUAAUUGCCGAGUCGAUCCCCAUCUUUGACAGCUUGCUGGGCCUUCUGGCUGCCCUCUUUGUCAGCUGGUUCUCCUAUGGCCUGCCUGGCAUCUUCUGGCUCUGGAUGCACCACGGCAACUGGACCAGCUCUCCAGCACGUGCCGCCAAAUUUACCGCCAACAUCUUGCUUGUCAUUACGGGCGUCAUGGUUUGCGCCCUGGGCCUGUGGGCGUCUGUUGAGUCUAUUAUCGAAUCCGAGACUGGCAAGCCCUGGGCUUGCUAAUCAUCGCACGAUAUAACCCCAUUUGCAUAUACACGAAAUACGAACUGCCCGCCCCCACCCCACCCCCCGAACGCCACACCUACGACCUAGUACAUACAUGCAUACACAUUUUGACGACGUUUGGCCUCAGCAAGCAGUAACAAGACGCAUUCUCCAUGUUUUUGUUUCCCCUUCUGGGUAGCAGUAGCAGCAGCAGGAAGCCUUCGUGUUUCGUAUUGGCAUUCGCUGGCUGCCUGGCUGACUUAACUCCCAAGCGCCCCACGACAUAUUGGAUUCCUUGUUUUCUUCGUUUUUAUUUAGAUACCUAAUAUUGACAAAGUCAUUGUUGUUAUUACCAAGUUGUAAAAGCAAUCACGUAGUUCAUGAGUUCCAUUAUUUUCUGUAAAGAUCUAUUUGUUUUAUAUUACACUCAUUUACGACUCUUAUCUACCUCGCAAUUCACAUAGAGACAGCGGGCGCGGGGAGAUUGACACCGAGAAUCUCGUAGACCUUGCGCGUGUAGGCGCGGCCGGUGGGAGUACCCAUCAUGCCGUUCUGCAUUCUGUUCAUUGCAUAGGUAAGCGUCAUGCGGCGGUCGACAUCCAUGAUGACGAGCGAUCCACCAUAGCCACCCCAGAAGCAGAUGCGGCCGGUGGGCAACAUGUCGGUCAGGAAGGGGCUCUGGGGCAGGCCGUAACCCAUACCAAGCUGCAAGGGGACGCCAAGGACCAGAUCAGCGCCGUUAGACUGCUCCUCAAAGAUACGGUCAAUGGUCUUUUGUGAAAGCAGACGAACGCCGUCGACCUCGCCACCGAGUGGGAUGACAGAGAGGGCGCGGUUCAUACCGCGGGAGUUGGAGUGGCCAUUGGCGGCACCCAGCUCCGCCUUUCUCCAUGCCGAGGUGUUGGCAGCAUCGUUGGGCAUGUUGGGGUUGAGGAACGUCUUCAUACCAAAAGGCGGCUUGACGGGUGCAUCUCUGUAUGCGUCGGCGACAUUGUUGUUGAGCGGGAUCAGAUCGCUGACACGGGCAAGGUCGGCAUCCUUGCAGCCAAUCUGGAAAUCGGCGCCCAGAGGCCCCGUAACCUCCUUCUCGAGGAACUGCGGCAUAGUGAGGCCUGUGACGCGGCGGACAAGCUCGCCGAGGAGAAAGCCCAUGGUAAUGGCGUGGUAGCCCGAGGCAGUGCCGGGCUCCCACCAGGGUGCCUGGGCCUCGAGACGAGAGGUGGCUGUGUCGAAGUCGUAGAGUUCCUCCUGCUUGGUCUCGACCUCGAAGCCAGCGAGACCCGAGGUAUGCGACAUGAUGUGGCGGACUUUGACGUUUUCCUUGCCGUUGGCGGCAAACUCGGGCCAGUACUUGGCGACGGGCUCAUCGGGGUCGACGAGGCCGCGCUCGAUGAGGACAAAGACGGCAAGACUGAUGAGGGUCUUGGUGGACGAGUAGACGUUGACAAUGGUGUCCUCUUCCCAGGGCUGUGUCUUGGCGGCGUCCUUGAAGCCGCCGUAGAUGUCGAUGACGUUGGUGCCGUCAAUGUUGAGGGUGAUGGAGGCGCCGAGGUCCUCGCCGUUGUCGAGGUUGGCCUGGAGGAGGGCCUUGACGGCCUCGAAUUUGGGGUCGCAGUGGCCUUGGACAGUAGCCAUUUUUGUUUAGUUUGUGUGGUAACGUAGUGGGUUGAUUGGAACAGAGUGGAAUGUAGGGGAGGCGGUUCCUCUGUCCUGUAUUAAUAACAAGGCUGCCUGGGCUGGGAUGCGAAAGACUACGUGGACGCCCUUCGGAGAGUUAUAAAAACUACCUUGGCGGGUACAAGACGUCACCAGCAGACGCGGGGUCAUUGCUGUCCUCACCGCGGGGCAACACAGGCAACCGUGUAGCCGCG
This is a messenger RNA of [Torrubiella] hemipterigena, 3627 nucleotides long. The record is from the annotation of a GenBank genome assembly. Lineage: Eukaryota; Fungi; Ascomycota; Sordariomycetes; Hypocreales; Clavicipitaceae.